Molecule: messenger RNA, 1296 nt
Organism: Sinocyclocheilus rhinocerous
Lineage: Eukaryota; Metazoa; Chordata; Actinopteri; Cypriniformes; Cyprinidae
Product: solute carrier family 35 member F4-like
Exons: 7
Coding region: 79-1296 (405 amino acids)
Cellular component (GO): membrane
Source: RefSeq, a predicted model, not a curated record
UGAAGCUCUCAACAGCGGGUUUCGUAUGGUUAUCGCUUGCGACCUAAAAAGCUGCCGUUUUCCCCGUGCAGAGGUAAAAUGACCAGCACGGAGAUCCAGAAUUCGGGAGAGGAGCCCUGCUUUCGCCUGGAGCACCUACCGGGCAAGAGCCCGCACCUAGCGGGCAAGGCGUCUCCGCAGGUGAACAGCCGCUGGGAUGCGCCUCAAGUGACGGCCAACGGGGUCCAUGACAUUGAGGAUCGGAUUUUACGAAUCACUGGUUAUUACGGCUAUAAACCCGGGUACUCCAGCCACAGAAGAGAGGACGGCACAGAAUCACAUGCAGAGACUCCAGUCAGUGAAACAAGUGGAGAUGGCACUGCAUAUCAGACCUGCGUCAACACAGUGCUCAAGGUGCUGGGGGGUUUGCUGGUGGUGCUGUGUGUCUCCUCGUGCUGGGUGGGCAUCACACAGGUGGUCCAGCUCACAUUCAAAUCCUUUUCCUGUCCCUUUUUCAUCACAUGGUUCAGCACCAACUGGAACAUUCUCUUCUUCCCCCUCUACUAUUCUGGGCACGUGGCCACUACCAGAGAAAAACAGACGCCCAUUCAGAAAUUCAGGGAAUGUAGUCGGUUGUUUGGGGAGGACGGAAUGUCUCUGAAGGUGUUUUUGAAGAGAACGGCGCCUUUCUCCAUCUUGUGGACGCUUACUAACUACCUGUACCUGUUAGCACUGAGAAAACUAACCGCUACAGACGUCUCAGCACUCUACUGCUGCCACAAGGCCUUUGUCUUCCUCUUGUCGUGGAUUGUCCUCAAGGAUCGUUUCAUGGGUGUGCGGAUUGUGGCUGCCAUUAUGGCUAUCACAGGCAUUGUGAUGAUGGCAUAUGCUGAUGGUUUCCAUGGGGAUUCCUUUAUGGGUGUGGCCUUAGCAGUCGGCUCCGCCUCCACUUCUGCUCUCUACAAGGUGCUGUUUAAGAUGUUCCUCGGCAGUGCCAAUCUGGGCGAGGCUGCUCAUUUCUUCUCCACGAUGGGCUUUUUCAAUCUCAUCUUCAUCUCCUGCGUUCCCCUCAUCCUGUACUUCACCAGAGUGGAGCACUGGGGUUCCCUCUCCUCUUUGCCCUGGGGUUACCUUUGUGGGGUGGCCGGCCUUUGGCUAGUAUUUAACAUCCUGGUCAAUGUAGGAGUGGUACUCACGUAUCCUAUUCUCAUAUCCAUUGGGACGUUACUCAGUGUUCCAGGCAAUGCAGCCAUUGACGUGCUGAAGCACGAGGUCAUCUUCAGCGUGGUGCGUCUGGCUGCCACCUGCAUCAUCUAA